GAAAAAAGCUAUAAGGAGUUGUUGUUGUUCGAUUAUUUCCCAAUUUUUAACUAAAAAGUGCAUUUUCUACACUAUUUUAACGCCGCAAAACGUUUGUAAAACCAGUGGGAAUGAGUGUCAAGUACGAGUGUGCUGAUUUUUCGCAGUUCCAGGAGCAACUGCGGAAGAUGCGAGAUCUGGACGAUAAAAUCAUCUACGCCCUGAACACAUCGCUGCCGACGGAAUCGUUCAAGGGUCAGGUGGAUGCCGAGGCCAAGUGCCGCGAUCUUCACGUGCAGCUUGAAUCCGGCUACAAUCACCGGCAGGAGGCCAUCAAGAACUGCAUCGUGCUGUGUGCCGAUACGGUGAAAACGCUGAAAGACCAGCGGGAAGAUAACCGGGACGAUGUGUCGCUGAACAAACAGUUUAAAACCGAGCAGCGGAAGCUCCGGUUACUGCAAGCGGAACUGAGCGUGGAGGACAUCAUUCGGGAGCGAACACAGAAAACGUUCCGGGAACGCUGCAGACUGUUCUUCCGCUUCGAUUCAAUGUAACCGUGAUCGCGCCGCGGGUGAGUCCGGUGUGGCCGGAACCAAUCGUAACCUCAGUUUGAUGGAAAUCUGGCAUUUUGAUCGAAAAAUGCAUUUAUACAUGAAUUAAGGGAUCUAGUGCAAACAAUUUUAUAAACAUGUUUCGGAGCUUUCGCGUAUCGCCGAUAAGACAAAUACAGUUGAGCAGAGUCACGAGUCAGAGAUGUUACAAAAUGUUGUUUAUUGUAGUAAAGUAAUUAGACGUUUGAUCACUAAA
Messenger RNA from Anopheles aquasalis, 786 nucleotides. RefSeq names its product Coiled-coil domain-containing 58 (gene Ccdc58). Gene Ontology annotation, cellular component: mitochondrion; mitochondrial intermembrane space. The record is from RefSeq and is a predicted model, not a curated record. NCBI's taxonomy places the organism in Eukaryota, Metazoa, Arthropoda, Insecta, Diptera, Culicidae.